UUUUAUUGUGAAAACAUUUGCCCGGAAGUAACGACUAAUGUCAUUCUGUAUGUGUGUUGCUACGGUGUGAGAGAAGGCUAGUACGCGCAGAGGAGAAGAGGCUGUAGACGUGAGGGAUCGAUCAAAAGCCUGGUAUUGUCAGGUGGAGCUGAGCCUUUGAGCACCAGUGCCGUCCACAAAACCCAGAGUGUCCCGCUGGAUUUGGAAAUAUUUCUGUUAAGGUUAUCGUAUUUUAGAUCCCACACAGGAUGUCUGGACAGAGCAUUACAGACAGGAUAACCGCCGCUCAGCACAGUGUCACCGGGUCGGCGAUUUCCAAAACUGUGUGCAAGGCGACCACGCACGAAAUAAUGGGGCCCAAAAAGAAACAUUUGGAUUACUUGAUUCAGUGCACAAAUGAGAUGAAUGUGAACAUCCCUCAGCUGGCUGAUACACUGUUUGAGAGGACCACCAAUACCAGCUGGGUGGUUGUCUUCAAGUCCCUCACCACCACACACCAUCUGAUGGUCUACGGCAACGAGAGAUUUAUACAGUAUCUGGCUUCAAGGAAUACGCUGUUCAACCUCAGCAAUUUUUUGGACAAAAGUGGACUACAAGGUUACGAUAUGUCAACGUUCAUUAGAAGGUAUAGCCGUUACCUGAAUGAGAAGGCUGUGUCCUACAGACAAGUAGCCUUUGACUUCACUAAAGUGAAGAGAGGGUCUGAUGGAGUGAUGAGAACCAUGAACACAGAGAAACUCCUCAAGACCAUUCCUAUCAUCCAAAAUCAGAUGGAUGUGUUACUCGAUUUCAAUGUCAAUGCCAAUGAACUGACAAAUGGUGUGAUCAAUGCAGCCUUCAUGCUUCUCUUUAAAGAUGCAAUCCGACUGUUUGCAGCAUACAAUGAGGGCAUAAUCAAUCUCCUGGAGAAAUACUUUGACAUGAAGAAAGUUCAAUGCAAAGAGGGACUUGACAUCUACAAGAAAUUCCUUACACGAAUGUCAAGAAUCUCGGAGUUCCUCAAAGUUGCAGAGCAAGUGGGAAUUGAUCGAGGGGACAUCCCAGAUCUGUCCCAGGCACCCAGUAGCCUACUGGAUGCCCUGGAACAGCACUUGGCCUCUUUGGAGGGAAAGAAAGUGAAAGAUUCAACAGCAGCGAGCAGGGCUAGUACCCUCUCCAGUGCAGUCUCAUCCCUGGCUAACACUGGCAUAUCUUUCACCAAAGUGGACGAGAGGGAAAAACAGGCAGCCCUGGAGGAAGAGCAGGCUCGUCUAAAAGCGCUUAAAGAGCAACGUCUGAAGGAGCUCCAGAAGAAUCCAGGUACAGCUACCACAGAAUCCUCCCCUGUCUCCACAGCAGGAGGCACCAUGAACUCAGCCCCUUCCAUUGACCUCUUCUCCACCCCAAGCUCCACCAACAGCAACUCCAAGGCAGCCAGUGACCUCCUGGACCUACAGCCAGCUUUCCAGCAGCCACUGCCUGUCUCCAACACCAACACAUGGGGAGAUCCUUUCACCUCUGCUGCAGAUGUGGAGGAAUCCAUUCCAAACUCAAACCCUUUCCUCACACUACCUGUUGUUGAUGCUGUCCACUCGUCCACGGCAUCCUUGGACGCUGGCAGCCUGUCCUCUAGGACACCUAGCCAUGAAAUGUUUGAUCAUUACAAUCCCUUUUUUGACUCAAGCUCUUCCUUGGCCUCUGAUCUUGAUACUGCUGCACAAGUAGAGACAUUAACCACAGACUCCUUCUGUGGGUCAAGUCCUUACAACACCACUCCUCUCUUCCAAUCUGAGCCACCUGCCUUAGCUGGUCUGUUCAAAGGGUUUACAACCUCCCCAACGCCCCAGCAGCCACAGAACUCUCAAGGCCUUAACGUUGACUUUGACUCAGUAUUUGGCAACAACACCAACGCCAACACCCUGGAUUCGACAGAUGUUUUAGGUGGCAUCCUCAAACCAACAGUGGCGUCUUCACCCAAUCAGGGCAUGACCCCAAAUGGCCAGCAGCCUCACAAACUGGUAUCCAACGAUUUAGACUCGUCACUGGCCAACCUUGUCGGCAAUCUGGGAAUUGGCAACGGUACAGCAAAGAAUGAUCUUCACUGGAGUCAGCCUGGUGAGAAGAAGCUGACAGGUGGAACCAACUGGCAACCCAAGACGGCUCCUUCUACCACCUGGAACCCUGCAACCAUGGCACCAUCUGUCAUGGCCUUCCCUGCCACCACACCAACAGGCAUGAUGGCAUAUGCAAUGCCUCCUCACAUGGGGUCCGUGAUGAUGACGACACAGCCAACUCUGAUGUACAGCCAGCCUGUGAUGAGGCCAGCCAACCCCUUUGGCGCCAAUCCAGGUGCACAGAUGCAGUUUAUGUAACCUUUUUGAAGAUGAUUCACGACAAAGUCAACUAUCCAAGCAAACCUGCAGUUUGCCUCUAAUGAACUCACCGCUCUCUGAGAAUCAAAGGCCCAAAUAAGACUUGUUGAAUAAAAUCACGGUAACUGGGAGCCGCUUUGGCCGUCUCUGAGAGACAUCACAGUGGACAUUGUGCCCGUCUAGUCCUGUCUAAGUCAUAGAAGAUGAAGAAGAGUGUGUGCUGCCAUUCAAACCCAUUUGGACAGGGAUCAGCCCCUACCGUGUCCUGGACAAAGAGAAACACAGCACCCAAAAGGACAGCUUUCUGAUGUCCCUGUUUAUGUACCUAGAAAAAUAAUCAAAAACCAAUUUGGGUGGUUGUCACACUGCUUGUCUAUUUUUUUUUGUUUUGUUUUGUUUUGUUUUUUUUUCCUCUUUCUCCAGGUGAAGCUGGGAGAGUCACUUCUUUUGAUUAUCAGUAAUGAUUCCUCUCUUAAAGCAUCCCCAGAUUAGAAAAAUUUUACACCACAAAUUUUUUUCUUUCUUUUUUUUUUAUUGUUUGCAGUAGACAUUCCUUGUGUAUUGUUUGUAUUUAUUUAUGAUUACCUACAGAGAGGAUGACAUUUUGAAGAAAAUGUAAAUGUAACUAGUCACUGACCUCCUCCUUGUGGGAGGUCUUCAGGUUUAUACAUAGGUAUGAUUGAUUGUAGAAUUGGAUUUUGAGUGAUUGAGAUGAUUUUUUUUUUUAAGUUAAUAUAAGGUUUAAAGAGAUUACACAUUUUGCUGUUGGGGAACUAAAUAUUCUCUGUACACGGAUGAUGCCUUGUACAGUUAUCUGUGGCUCAAUGGGUCACAUUAAGGAUGAGCAUAAUAAUCGAUUAAUACCGUCAAAUUGAUGGGUUCGAUUUCAAUGAAUUGGCGUGGGAACAUUUUUCACAUCAGCAUAAGCACUACAUUUUGUGAUUGAGGCACCAUUGCAUUGGAAAGGAAUCUGCAUUUAUGCUUAUGAUGCUUUUGGCAUGCCAUUUUAUUCUUACAUUUAACAAAGCUGCUGCCUGCCCUUUUCCAACUUGAAUGUGUAUGGUCCCUUUCAUGCUCAGAUCAUGUUUCCAUAGAGCACUGGCGUAGUUCGGACAAUGUGGAGGCACCGGGAGGUGUCGGGUGUAGGUUCAGGUCAGACUGGUAACAGACGUGUGGGUGGGCACUAAAGUUGUGCAGGAGAAUAGAGCACUGUUGAUCGGUGCUUUGUGUAUAUAAAACUUACCCUGCCAAUCAAAGGAAUGGGUGAGUGCUGGUAUGAAACAUGGUCUGAGCAUAAAAGUGGCCCAUAAUUCAUUACCUGAGCAUAUUUUCUGCAUUGUCCCUGCAGAUUAUAUUUUUGUUUGUUUGAUUUUUUCCAAUAAAGUGCAAGCUUCCACA
Messenger RNA from Scatophagus argus, 3749 nucleotides. RefSeq names its product phosphatidylinositol binding clathrin assembly protein a (gene picalma). The record is from RefSeq and is a predicted model, not a curated record. Gene Ontology annotation, molecular function: SNARE binding; 1-phosphatidylinositol binding; clathrin heavy chain binding. The transcript has 23 exons. Bases 249 to 2351 code for a protein of 700 amino acids. Gene Ontology annotation, cellular component: extrinsic component of presynaptic endocytic zone membrane; clathrin-coated vesicle; clathrin-coated pit. NCBI's taxonomy places the organism in Eukaryota, Metazoa, Chordata, Actinopteri, Scatophagidae. Gene Ontology annotation, biological process: clathrin-dependent endocytosis; synaptic vesicle budding from presynaptic endocytic zone membrane; clathrin coat assembly.